Messenger RNA from Scomber scombrus (Atlantic mackerel), 1281 nucleotides. RefSeq names its product mitochondrial ribosomal protein S35 (gene mrps35). Lineage: Eukaryota; Metazoa; Chordata; Actinopteri; Scombriformes; Scombridae. Bases 1 to 1005 code for a protein of 334 amino acids. The record is from RefSeq and is a predicted model, not a curated record. Gene Ontology annotation, molecular function: structural constituent of ribosome. Gene Ontology annotation, cellular component: mitochondrial small ribosomal subunit. The transcript is spliced from 8 exons. Gene Ontology annotation, biological process: mitochondrial translation.
AUGGCUUCACACACAAGUAAGGCAUUUUUGUCCUUAGGUCGAAUACAUGUUCCUUCUCUGGGGCUGGCUGGCUAUGUGAGCAGGGUCACAUACGCGACCGCUUUGACUAUACAUUCACCUCCUGGGAAGAAAGGCUUUCCUGAGAGAAGUGGCAGAGGAGGCUUUGGAAAAAAAUUCAAGAGAGAAGUUAGGCCGCCCAGGACAGACAAGAUGCCGGUGGACCAGGACUGGACUGCAGUUUAUCCAGCAGCAACCCCCUUCAGACCAAACUCUGUCCCACUACCUGUGAGGAUGGGCUACCCUGUAAAGGGAGGUGUUCCACCAGAGAAGAGGGGCAACCUGGAGCUAAUCAAGAUACCAAAUUUCCUGCACUUGACACCAGCAGCCAUCAAGAAACACUGUGAAGCUCUAAAACCAUUCUGCACUGAGUGGCCCUCUGCCUUGGAAACUGAUGCAAAAUGUGACCAGCACUUUCCCAUUAAAGUAGAAAACACAGACUUUGUGUCUGCCAGCCUGUCUGUCAGAAACCCUUCUGCUCGAAUCGUUCACCUCAGGAUAAAGCUGUUCAGUUUGAAUCUGGAUGAGCAUGCACGGAAUAAAAUGCUCAAACUUGUUGGGGAGAGAUACUGCAAAGACACUGAUAUCCUCACCAUCACAACUGACAGCUGCCCACUGAAACAGCAGAAUUAUGACUAUGCCAUGUACCUGCUAACUGUGCUUUACCACGAGUCCUGGAAAACGGAGGCCUGGGAGGCUGAGAAGACUGUGGCAGACAUGGAGGAGUACAGCUGGGAGGGUAGCCCGUCUCAAAAGAAUAUCUUGGACACACUAGUACGCCUGAAGGUGGCAGAGGAGGAGGAAGGCGUGGAAGUGCAAGAGCAGCUGCUUGGAAGAAAAGAGGUGCAGGAGUAUAAGGACUCUGUCACAAGGCUGAAGAAUGAAGGAGAGAGCGAGAGCACCAUGCUCCAGUAUAAAGAGUCUGUCAAGAAAAUUUUCAACCUGUAACAUACAAAUGUAUGUUCACGAAGACGGUGACUAAGAGCAGCAAGAGUAAUACCUGUGAUUGGGUCAGAGGACAUAAGAGGACAUUUUUGAAUACUUGUAAAAAUACUCCAGCUCUAGUAUUAAUAACACAACGCUGACUGCAGAUAAAUACUGUUCAGAUUCACAUGCGGAUAUAAAACCUUCAGAGUUUCAUCUAAUGUAUUUAUUUAGCAAAGUUGAUUUACUGUUAUCAGCUGUAUGAUUAUGUCUUUCAUACAAAAAUAAAAACCCCAUGUG